Messenger RNA from Fragaria vesca subsp. vesca, 1032 nucleotides. Its product is annotated as 3-hydroxybutyryl-CoA dehydratase-like. The transcript is spliced from 3 exons. Bases 31 to 834 code for a protein of 267 amino acids. Lineage: Eukaryota; Viridiplantae; Streptophyta; Magnoliopsida; Rosales; Rosaceae. Gene Ontology annotation, cellular component: peroxisome. The record is from RefSeq and is a predicted model, not a curated record.
CAAUCAUUACUCACCUCCGUAUUUCCCAAAAUGGACCGAAAACAAUCCACGCCGGAAAAUCCCAUCCUCGUGAACCGCGAACCGGACGGGAUCGCCUACGUCACCAUCAACCGUCCAAAGCUGCUUAACUCCCUCACCAAGGCUAUGAUCACGGAUCUCGCCCGGAUCUUCAAGUCCCUAAACCAAGACGAUUCGGUCCGGGUCAUUAUUCUCUCGGGUACGGGUCGGGCCUUCUGCUCCGGCGUCGAUCUCACCGCCGCCGAGGACGUUUUCAAAGGCGACGUCAAGGACAUCGAGACCGACCCGGUCGCCCAGAUGGAGCGCUGCAAGAAGCCCAUCAUCGCCGCCGUCAACGGCUUCGCGGUCACCGCCGGAUUCGAAAUCGCGCUCGCCUGUGACAUCGUCGUCGCCGCUAAGGGAGCCAAGUUCAUCGACACUCAUGCCAGAUUUGGCAUAUUUCCGUCGUGGGGUUUGUCUCAGAAGCUUUCGAGAAUUAUAGGGGCGAACAAAGCGCGGGAGGUGUCGCUGACGGCGACGCCGUUGACGGCGGAGGUGGGGGAGAGGUUGGGGUUUGUGAACCAUGUUGUGGGGGAGACUGAGUUGUUGAAGAAAGCGUGGGAAAUAGCUGAGGCUAUUGUGAAGAACAACCAGGACAUGGUGGUGAGGUACAAGGCUGUUAUUAAUGAUGGGGUCAAGCUGGACCUGGGCCAUGCUCUUACAUUAGAAAAGGAGAGGGCUCAUGAAUAUUACAAUGGAAUGACCAAGGAUCAGUUUAGGAAGAUGCAAGAGUUUAUAGCCGGUCGGAGUUCGAAAAAGCCUUCUUCCAAGUUGUAGAAGUUCUAAUAUGAUAUCUUUCACUGUAAGCAUAAGAAUAUUGGGCUCCCAUAAUGCUGGGAAAUUGUUUAAUUUGCCCUUCUAAUAGAUCACAAGUCAACGGACAGUUCAAUGUUAUUGGGUACGUGGUGUUUGUUAACUGCAGCCUUGUUACCCUAUUUUCCAUUCUUCAUUUGAAGUCCAAGAGCAUGCAUUCUG